CUGGACCUGAUUAUAUGUGGUGUUUAGGCAGGAGAUUUAUUAUGAUCCUUCAACUCUUUCUUCUCUUUGUUCACAUCUCAUUCGAUUCAUCCUCUUUGGCCUUGUCUUGUUAUCAUUCCUUAUAUUUACCUUUAUUUUUAUUCCUGUCGGUCGGCGGUCCAGCCGACAAUACUAAAUCCUUAGCGUCCCGAACAUCGGUUGUUUGGGUUACCCCGUCACCGUCACCACUUAGCACUUACUCGGUGGGACAUAAACAUUUCCAUUCCACCGUCAUCGUUGUUUUCCUCGACUUCAACACCGGUCGCUUUUGCAGAGAACACUACGAUUUUUCCCAGCGUAACAGCGCAAGCCUCGUGCAUCACUUCGACAUCGUCACGGACAUCUAAAAACCAGCACAGCCUCGCUUCUCGAAUAGGACGUGCCCCUUAGGCACUACACGACACCACCUCUCGGUCCUCCAUAUCAUCCCAAAAACGUCACCAAAAUGAAGUUAGCUAAGCCGUCGUUCAACCCCGGGCGGACGAAAAAUAUCAUCCAUGGCGUGCAGGCACUCGCCAUCUUCCUGGCGUGGGCCUUGACCAUCGCGGUGUUCACAAAGGGUGGGGGUAUUGACGGACGGUCAGCUUGGUACUUUGCCUUGUGCUGGUUCAGUGUCCCCGGUUUGAUUUAUCUAGUCGCCGUGCCCAUGUGGCCUCGUGCACGCCGGUUCGGAAACGUUUACGCCUUUGCUACCGUCGACUGUCUCUACGCUCUAUUGUGGUUUACCGCUUGGAUUUGCAUUGCCAGCUAUGUCGCUCAAGGCAAGUCGGAGGGGAAGGACACUGCCGACGAUAAGAAGGACAAGGACAAGACUACGAGAGCCGAAAACAAAGAUUCCAAGGAAAGCAAUAAGAGUGGUUGCGAUAACUGGAAGUAUGGAAGUGCGAGUAAAUGCAACAUUAGCACGGCUACUUGCAUUCUUGGAGUUGCUAUCUUCCUGCUCUUCGCCCUUACCGCGUGGAUGUCCUUCCGCAACGUCAUGCACUUCCGCCGAACGGGUACGCUUCCCGACGCCGUCUCGGAUCCUACCUUUGCCGCCCAGAGCAAGGCCGCGUUCUCCUCCAACCCGGCCCACGACUUCGAGGAAGAGGAUGACUUCCGCUCAGGCCGACAGGGAGUGGGCUCGUCCAUGGCCGGCGACCGCGACGAAGACUACGCCCUGUUGCAGCAGAACGAGGCGGACGACCUGGCCAGCUCGCACGGGCGCACAGCCAUGCACGGCUCCUACGAUCCCACCGCCUCCAGCGGCGGUAGCGUCCUCCACGACUUCAACGCCACCGGCUACGGCGGCGCCCACGGGCAACACUACGCGCCGCCGGCGGACAUCUACACCCCCAGUGACUACGGGCCACCGACCGACUACGGAUCGAGUGUGCGUGGUGGCUACGGGCGGUAAAGCGGGACUUUUCUGGAAAAUUGAGAUACCUUGGCAAACCCUUGGAAUGGCCAUGGAGCGGUGUUUGCAGGCGCAUGUUCUGUAUUAUCUUUGUAUUCUUGACUGUCGUUGAAAAGCCAGCUCUGCAGGUUGCGUUUCGUAUGGCCUCUUUUCCUUUCCUUCUUUUCUCGUUUUCUUUGGCCACUGUCUGCUGCUUUUCUGUGAUCCUUGUAGGAAUGAAGCCUUGGGCCAUGUCUACAUUGACGAAUUAACGAAUGUCCAUGUUGUGUGUGAUAGAUGUAUA
This is a messenger RNA of Aspergillus candidus, 1718 nucleotides long. RefSeq lists its product as uncharacterized. The record is from RefSeq and is a predicted model, not a curated record. Bases 485 to 1435 code for a protein of 316 amino acids. Gene Ontology annotation, cellular component: membrane. Lineage: Eukaryota; Fungi; Ascomycota; Eurotiomycetes; Eurotiales; Aspergillaceae. The transcript is spliced from 3 exons.